GUCUCUAAUUACAAUAGUAGCCAGUCAAGAAGAUUCAGAAACUGCAGCUAGUAUGAAUGCAGAACCUCAAAUAAUACCAGCUAGUGACGAAGAAUCUGAAGCUAAUGCGAAUGGACAGACCCAAAUGAUAGCAGCCAGAGAAAAAGCUCAUCUAAACUUGGAAUAACAGGCCCAGAGAAUGAAAUUGGCUUCAGAUUCAAUACAUGCUUCCAUAGAAAUCAGUGAUAAUAUAAUUAUACCAAUCCCUGAUAUCGACAGAGUAAAAGCAGAUCUCCGUAAUAUUAUCGGAGUGAUUCUUCAAAAGGAUGAACAAGGUUUGCAUAAAUUUGGAACAAAAUAUGGGAUACUCGAUAAAUUGUAUUGCAAGUCAGAAUUCGACACGUCCAAAGAAAAAUUCUUGAUACUAAAAGGAAUGCCAGAGACAAAUGUAUCUUUAAGAACUGCUGCCAAGAGAGCAGCCUUAAGAACAGGCCAAGGAUUUGUUCGCUGUUUGUGUAAGAAGGCGUGUAUGUCGAAGAUGCACUUUUGUAAGAAAAAAAGCAACUUGUGUAACUCGAAUUGCCACGAUAGUUUGCCUCACAAUAACAAGUAAUGUAGACUUGAUUUUUAUAUUUAUAUUCCUUUAUUGAAUGAUUAUUUUUGUAUGACUUUAAUUAAUAUUACUGAUGUUGUUUUAGAGUUAAUAUUGCCGACAUGGCUCUGUGAUUUUCCUUAAAAAUAUUCCUAUAGUGUAUGAUUAAUUUCGUAUCGCUUUAAUUAAUUUUAAUAACACAUAUGUAUAGUCAAUAUUUCCAAUAAAUAUUCUAUUAAAGAAU
Molecule: messenger RNA, 815 nt
Organism: Centruroides sculpturatus (bark scorpion)
Lineage: Eukaryota; Metazoa; Arthropoda; Arachnida; Scorpiones; Buthidae
Exons: 2
Coding region: 179-592 (137 amino acids)
Source: RefSeq, a predicted model, not a curated record